Molecule: messenger RNA, 1199 nt
Organism: Pararge aegeria (speckled wood butterfly)
Lineage: Eukaryota; Metazoa; Arthropoda; Insecta; Lepidoptera; Nymphalidae
Gene: Hmg-2
Product: high mobility group protein 20A
Exons: 7
Coding region: 73-1170 (365 amino acids)
Biological process (GO): regulation of gene expression
Cellular component (GO): nucleus
Source: RefSeq, a predicted model, not a curated record
GUCUGUGGUGUAAAGACGAUCGUGAAUAAAAUAAAAAAUUGCUAUUACAUAUUUGAUAUUUAUUUCUAUGAAAUGGAAAUAGAAAAUGCACAAAGUAAUGAAAUUCAAACAGCACCAACUGAAGAUUCUGUGAAGCCUGCAAAUCCGACGGAUCAAGAAACGAAUGCAACGGCCUCUAAAAUAAAUGGAAACGAAGCUGAAGGUGGCGCCCAGCCUUUAAUCUCAAAGGAUAUUCAAAAACCUUCUCCAAAAAAGCCAAAGAAACGGAAACCUAAAACACCGCGUGAUGUUACUGCUCCACGACAACCACUUACUGGUUACGUACGAUUUCUCAAUGAAAGGCGUGAUCAGUUACGUGCUGAACAACCAGAACUUGGGUUUGCAGAGUUGACAAGGCAGUUAGCUAGUGAAUGGAGUAAACUACCCGUGGAAGAGAAACAACAAUAUUUAAAUGCAGCUGACCAAGAUAAGGAACGAUACAUAAAAGAAUGGGCUGAAUAUAAAAAGACUGAUGCCUAUAAAGAGUUCAGGAAGCAGCAAAUGGAACAAAAAGAUGCAGCUAGUUCAUCUAAAAAAAUAAAGCAGAAUACAAAUGUCAACAAUGCUGUGGUAGAUACAGCUGCAACACAAAUAGCCGAGCAGAAUGUGAUCAAUGCAAAUGUGGCUGCUACUGCUUCAGUCAAUAAUGCUGCAAGGCAGCCAACACCACCUCGGCCAAGACCUUGUAUCACACCAGCUUCGGGUGAAGAAAUGGCUGGUGAUACAGAUAUCCCCAUAUUUACAGAUCAGUUUCUACAACACAACAAGCUCAGAGAAUCUGAACUACGGCAGUUGCGUAAAGCUAAUUCUGAUUAUGAACAACAGAAUGCAAUACUUCAACGCCACGCUGAGGAAGUGAGUGCAGCUACGUCAAGACUUCGCGCGGAAACAGCGGCCGCUGCCGAGCGAACAGCAGCACUUGUGACGCAUCGUCGGGCACUAGUCAGCACUUUAGUGCAGGCGUUACAAUCAGUAGCAUUGCCAUUGCAAGGUGGGUCCUCUGGUGCAUCAGAUGGCAAUAUUGAAGAGUACAUGGAGAAAUUGCAAAAUUUUGCAUUAGAAACAAAGAACAAUCCUUUAGUCAAACAGGCCAAGGAUAUUUUAAACAGAAUAGAGCUGCCAUCAAUUUAAAAGGCAUAAAAUAAAAAAGUUCAUACUUA